AUGCACCGGCUCAUCCUUGUCUACACGCUAGUCUGCGCAAACUUUUGCAGCUACCGGGACACCUCUGCCACCCCGCAGAGCGCAUCUAUCAAAGCUUUGCGUAACGCCAACCUCAGGCGAGAUGAGACACGGCUGCCUGCUCCACCUUUCUGGCUUCGCGUGGGGCUACCAGCUCAGAAGGAGGAGACGUACCACUCUGAGCGCAAUGACAAUGUUGUCUUUCCAAAAUGUUUGUUAUUUGAGAGCAAUCACCUCACAGACUUGUACCGAAGAGACGAGACCAUCCAGGUGACAGGACACGGCCACGUGCAGAGUCCCCGCUUCCCAAACAGCUACCCUCGCAACCUGCUUCUGACCUGGCGGCUCCAUUCCCAGGAGAAAACAAGGAUACAGCUAGCCUUUGACAAUCAGUUUGGAUUAGAGGAAGCGGAAAAUGAUAUCUGUAGGUAUGAUUUUGUAGAAGUUGAAGACAUAUCUGAAACCAGUACUGUUAUUAGAGGACGAUGGUGUGGACACAAGGAAGUUCCUCCAAGGAUAACAUCAAGAACGAACCAGAUUAAAAUAACGUUCAAGUCUGAUGACUACUUUGUGGCUAAACCUGGAUUCAAGAUUUAUUAUUCUUUUGUGGAAGAUUUCCAACCUGCAGCAGCCUCAGAGACCAACUGGGAGUCAGUCACAAGCUCUAUCUCAGGGGUAUCCUAUCACUCUCCAUCAGUAACGGACCCCACUCUUACUGCGGAUGCUCUGGAUAAAACGAUUGCAGAAUUUGAUACUGUGGAAGAGCUGCUCAAGCACUUCAAUCCAGAAUCAUGGCAAGACGAUCUUGAGAAUCUGUAUUUGGAUACCCCUCAUCAUCGAGGCAGAUCGUAUCAUGACAGGAAGUCAAAAGUUGACCUGGACAGGCUCAAUGAUGAUGUCAAGCGUUACAGUUGCACUCCCAGGAAUUACUCCGUCAACUUGAGAGAAGAGCUGAAGCUUACCAAUGUGGUCUUCUUUCCACGCUGCCUCCUUGUGCAGCGCUGCGGAGGAAACUGUGGCUGUGGAACUGUCAACUGGAAGUCAUGUGCGUGCAAUUCAGGGAAAACUGUGAAAAAGUAUCACGAGGUGUUAAAGUUUGAACCUGGCCAUUUCAAGAGGAGGGGCAGAGCAAAGCAUAUGGCUCUCGUUGACAUCCAGUUGGAUCAUCAUGAGCGGUGCGACUGUAUCUGCAGCUCAAGACCACCUCGAUAA
Messenger RNA from Budorcas taxicolor (takin), 1230 nucleotides. RefSeq names its product platelet derived growth factor D (gene PDGFD). The transcript is spliced from 8 exons. Gene Ontology annotation, cellular component: membrane. Gene Ontology annotation, biological process: platelet-derived growth factor receptor signaling pathway; positive regulation of phosphatidylinositol 3-kinase/protein kinase B signal transduction; positive regulation of cell migration. Bases 1 to 1230 code for a protein of 409 amino acids. Gene Ontology annotation, molecular function: platelet-derived growth factor receptor binding; growth factor activity. The record is from RefSeq and is a predicted model, not a curated record. NCBI's taxonomy places the organism in Eukaryota, Metazoa, Chordata, Mammalia, Artiodactyla, Bovidae.